Hymenoscyphus albidus is the source of this 4151-nucleotide messenger RNA. Lineage: Eukaryota; Fungi; Ascomycota; Leotiomycetes; Helotiales; Helotiaceae. The record is from the annotation of a GenBank genome assembly.
CCAUGGGUGAGUACACAAGUCGAUUGUGCACCCCCUCCACAUCUCGCUUUGCUCUUGCCCCUAAUACGGUGUCGGGUUUCCAAUGAUGACCACCGUCUAAUAAUAUACCGGCUCCGGUAGUGCUGCCUUUUUGUUUUGGCGACCUGCAAAUCUCUUCUACCUCAAUUCCACGUACCAACAAUGAGCGUUGUAUGUUUCCCCAUGAUCCAUGAACCAUGUUCCAUAAAUCCAAAGACCAGAGCUCUCUGCGAUGCUAUAUCCCAUACUCCGUACUCCGUACCCCUAGAAAUUGGGACUGAUCUUUGUUCUUCAUAGCGCGAUCCAUCCAAAGCCGGCCUGUAUAUCCAUCAGCUAGACGAGGCUCGCUGUCAUGGCAAUUGGGCAACAGUGCCUGAACUGGUGAGGAAAAUCAAGAAGCAUGCGCCAAAUCGGACUUGUACGUGCUACACCGGUUUCCCAGUAUUCGAGGGCUAUUAUUGAUAAGCUGGAACAGGUCUGGCAUUGACAGCAGAGGCCGAACUUGUUGCUCAUGAAGCUUCCCUUAUCCGGCCUACCUCCCGCCCAGGGACCGCCAACACAGCGAGUACAGCAAGACCCCCCUCCUCUGAACCGGCACCAGCUCCGAACCUCUCUGAAUACAUUCCCCUUUUGCAGAAUGCAAUCGAAAACGAGCAUACCUUUGUCGAGGACGAAUUCCAGGCACAGGUGUGUUUAGGAUGGAUACAUUGGUUGCUGAAUGACCCUACAUUGGCAGCCCAAGUGCUGCCUAAAAGCAUCGAGCAGGAGUUUUCGCAGUUGGAUGGUACGAACAAGGAAUCCGCAGAAUGGACGAGAGUGUGUGCAUUGAAAGCGUCCUAUCUAAAGGGAACCGCCCAGGUGAGAACCGGAGCAGUGGCAGAAGCUCUAGUAACCUUCGAGACUGCCCUGCCAAUUUUAUCCAGCGUGUCAAGUUUGUCCGGCCCUGGUAAGCAUGGAAGAGAGUUAUGGUCGUGGUCUGAACUGUACUUGACGGGCUUUUGCAUGCUUUCGAGCCACGCCAUUAAGAACAAGGUAUCAUCAUUGUUGGAAGCAGAGACACUUUCUGCGUUCCGGGCGUGGGGAAACUUUUGGGAUACACAAACGCCAGCCCCCACAGGAGGGCGUGCUUUUCAAGCCGAAGUACCUAGACGUCGAGUAUGGAGAGAAUAUUACAUUACACUUUCAGACCUCUUGCGACAAGAUUUGCCGUUUCCCACGACAUCCUUAACAAUAGCCCAUGCGGAGCCAUCCACCAGAUUGCGACAGCGUGCAGAAAUAAAACGAGUAGAAGCAAAAUAUGAAACCUUGCUUUUAGCCGAAGUUCAUUUUCCAAAAGCGGAUCAGGCUAGCGAGGAAGUUGAAUCUUUUGUCGAGAUUGUUAUGGAAAAUUGGCGAAUACUCUGUGGAAGCAAUUGGAAAGAGUACGACUUGGGCGAGGGUGGCUCUGAGGAUGUAAGUCGAGGUGUUCUCGAUAUUCUCUAUCGUGCAGCAACGAAAACUUUCCAUUCAACUGCCAUUCUCAGACAUCUUUUUACAGUACACCUGGCAAUUGCAGAGUUCGACUUGGCCUUAAAGGCCUUCGAUACCUACAUGGAGAUUGUCAAAAAAGCAAAAGCGCGAGAGGCGAAGACAGGGGAAUCCGAGCAUGGGCUAGACAAUGAUGAGACAGUAUUAAGAACAGUCUCCGAAUGUAUCAGAGCCCUAUGUCGAUAUGGCUCUCGUCAAGGAGCAGAAAAGGCCAAGGACCUAGGUCAGUAUCUUGAAGAGUGGAUGGAGAGCCACCGUUCAACGGAGCCAAAGACUCAAAAUAGACGUACCCCAGGCCACGAGCACCUAACAAAUACUGGUUCAUAUGUUGAUCCAAGAGUAUUUGCCAUGGUAUGGCGAAGUAUAGGUGUCAGUCAGGCUCAAUGGGCUCGUAUGACCUUUGAUGCCUCGUCAAGGUCGGAGACUCAGAUUAAUGCUAUGAAGUCUUUUCGGAAGUCACUAUCAUUAGAGUAUCAAAGUUCUUCAGAUGUGGAAACUUUGUUCGCUCUAGGUAUACUUCUGGCUGAACGCAGAGAAUUAGGACCGGCAAUCGAUGUUGUAAAAGCUGCCCUCCUGCCUCGUCCCUCAGCUACACCAAUUCCGACGCAUGAAUCAGGCCCACAUGCGGUCGCUUUUGCACGAGAAAGGAAAUUGAUACCUCUGUGGCAUCUCAUGGCAUUGCUGCUCAGUGCGCGACAAGAAUUCAUCACUGCGACAAGAUCUUGCGAAGGUGCCUUUGAGCAAUUUCAAGAUCCAAAAUUUCUCUUUGGGGACGAGUACCUGGAUGGUUCAUUUCGCAGUGAACACUUGAAAGAAUAUGAGAAAUCAUUAGAUGUUGGAGCUGUGGAUGAUAUGGAUGACUUUGAAAGGGAAGGCAUUCUAGAAGUAAAAAUGACUCAGCUAGCGUUGAUCGAGGUUCUUGAAGGGCCUGACAUUGCCGUCAAUGCUAGUGACGAAUUGUUGAGUCUCUACACCAGGCUGUUUGGUGAUCCGCAGAAAGAUCAACCACAAGAGUUAUUAUCUGCUGCACCUCCUAAAACAUCGGCAGGGACGAUAAGAACUAUCAGAGGUAGCAUAUUUGGGAGAACCGGUCGUUCUUUACGCAAAUCAAUUCCUCCUGCUGCACCCGGAUCUACCACCCAAGAAACCAGAGAAAAAUCGUCGCCAGAGCGGCCACAAACCUCCCGUAGUACAAUCGCUCCUACAAUUCAUGUCACUGGUGAGAAUGGCACUGCAAAGUCGAGGCGAGACUCACUCAGGAAUCCCCAUCAUCAAGAGAAGUUACAGAAAAGAAACGACAGUACAUCUAGGAAAAGAGGUACGAGUCUAAGGAACAGGAGUAGCAGUGCCAGCAAAGCACGAAAUACUAGCUCUGCGCGGAAUUCAAGAAACGCAGGUACCGAGGUGGACAGUGAGAAUUACUUUAUCCCAAUGGACCAGAACAGAGAUUCUUGGCUGCCCGAAGAUCAAGAAGGCGAAAUUGGGGUUGCUGUCAUUCCGGACUCUUCUUUACCAUCGAAUGUACUCCCCCCAAAGUCUCAGAACAUGUCACAAGUAGACCCGUCCUUGAAGCCCUCCGUUCAAGACAAUCGACUUCCCAAAAUAUCACCCCUUUCGUCCUCAACAGGUCCGGCGACAAAAUUUCCAAAAGAACAACAAAAAAGGCGAAGGACAGCAAUCCUAGUCAAGGUCUGGUUGUUAAUUAGUGGGUUUUACCGCAGAGCCUCCAUGUUUGAAGAUUCUAGGGGAGCCAUUCAAGAGGCACAAAAGCUUGUUGAAGGUGUGGAAGAAGAAGUAUCAAGAGAUACCACUGGGGCUGUUUCUUUGCAGUACGCUGGUUGGGGAGGUGGUAAAAGCGUUGGUGAAUUGUGGGGUGACGUAUUUGCAGAAGUAUGUGCUCAUCGCCCUUGUUUACGGAAUGUUUCUAACAUGUAUUUCAGCGUGGAUUUCUUGCCAUUUCGGAAGCAUUGCCCUAUCUUGCUCUUCAACACUUCGAAUCCGCCUUGACAAAUUUUGCAGACCAUCCUUCUGCCAUUGUGGGGUUGUCAAACAUACUUCUCGAUAUAUAUACUGAAGAUCUUUUGCCACUUCCUGCGAUACCACCUCUUGUUCAACCUCAUGACACCCAGACCCCAUCAGCAUCCACAUUGACAGAACUCGCUACUAAUCUCAAUAUUCACUCUACACGACCUCCAACUACGAAGCAAUCAUCCAUCUUACCUAACGCACCAAUUGGACCACUGGGGCUGCCGUCUGUAAAACCAGUGUCUAAAGCUACCGACUUCCAGGCCUCCACUUCAACCCCGGACUCACCAAAUUCCGUCUCAGGCUCCAGAGAGACUUCUGCUAUGUUCUUAGAUAGGUUGGCAGCAAGAGACAGAGCAUACGGACUGUUAAGCGGCUUGACAAAACUGGGGUCAGGAUGGAACUACAGCGAGGCUUGGUUUGCGCUUGCUCGAGCUUAUGAAGAGGGAGGUCAACCUGAUAAGGCCAGGGAAGUUCUGUGGUGGUGCGUUGACCUCGAAGAAGGGAGAGGUGUGCGAGGUUGGCAAGCUAUUGGAAGUGGUGGGUAUGUCUUGUGAGCUUUUCGCAGGGAGAUCGUGCGG